UCUGAGUGUGCGUAAAGAGAGAGAUGCUUGGUGGCCACGUCCCCUUGGAGACUGGAGAGACAACACGUGAUGAGCUUUACUUAUCAGGUUUAGAGGGAGAGAGACACCGAGAGAGAGAGAGACACCGAGAGAGAGAGGGCAGAGUUUGGAGUCCAGAGAGGAAUUAAAACUAAACACAAAUUAAUUUCAACAUUUUCCUCUCGACGACUUCUGUCCUCGAGUUAUUACUUCUUUUUUUUUUUUUUCCUCCGGGAGAGGAGAGAGGAAGAGAAGCAGAAGAGGAGGAGGAGGUUGAGGAGGGAGGGGAGGAGGAGGAGGAGGGAAGCUGGAGUAAAGUUUGUCCAAGUUUGCACAUCCCUUCGGAAACGCCAUUUUGAUUCCUCUCCUCUCCGGAGCGAGUUUGCAGCCUCUCUCUCCCUUCUUUUUUUUUCUUCAUCCCCCUUUUUUCAUCCACCAUCCCCGCCGUUCAUCACCAUCAUCAUCAUCAUCUCCCCCACCACCACCACCACCAUCAUCAUCCUCGCCACGAUGUCUCGGCGCAAGCAGCCCAACCCCAACAAAGUCAAGCUGUGAGCAGAGGUUGCAGCAACACACACACACCAAACCCCGCCCCCUCCCGCCCCGCCCUUCGAGACACGAGCGAACGAACGAACGAACGUUGCUUUACGAAAAAAAAAGGACGGCAGUCAUGGAAAACUCCAACGAGGAGCAAAGAGCAGAGAUAAACGAGGAGGGGGAGUCGGAGACAAAGGAGGAAAAGACACACAGUAACCUUAAAGCGAUCAACGGGCUGACAGAGGAGGCAGCGAGUGCAGGAGAGCAGCUACAGAACGGAGACCGAGGAGGAGGAGGAGGAGGAGGAGACGGAGAAGGAGGAGGAGGGAUCAUGGGAGCUGAAGGAGGAGGAGACCUGUCCUCCAUCAACGCCAUGAUGUCAGCAGUGAUGUCAGCAGCAGGGACCAUCAACGGCGGAGGAGACGGAGAAGGAGGGAGUGGAGUCACCUCAGCCAACUCCUCCGCCGGGCCCUCGCCAAGCCCCUCCCCCAGCAAGUCGCUCACUGCAGCGAUGAGAGCCCCUCCCAGCCGCAACGCACGACGCACCCAGGACACCAAAGACGAAAGCUCAGCUUUUAUAUGUCCGCUGUGUGACAAGAACUGUCAAUCACAACACCAGCUCACCAUGCACAUUAGACAGCACAAUGCAGACGCCGGAGCGUCGGAUCACUCCUGCAGCAUCUGUGGGAAGUGCCUGAGCUCGGCCUCGUCGCUGGACAGACACAUGCUGGUCCACAGCGGGGAGAGACCCUACAAAUGUAACGUCUGUGGACAGACCUUCACCACCAACGGCAACAUGCACAGACACAUGAAGAUCCACGAAAAGGACCCGGCCAGCGGCCUGCUCCCCGUCAGCCCCCCCUCCCCAACCAAACGUCGCCGUCCGUCUGUCAAGAGGAGGCUGGAGGAGGAGAAUGGAGAGGAGCCGCCGAAUAAGAAGGUGGUGGAGGAUGCGGCGUCAGAGGAAUUGGCAGCUGCAGUUCGAGGAGCCGAGGAGGAGCUGCUGCCCUGUCCAAUCUGCUUCAAGACCUGCAGCUCCAGACUGGAACUGGAUGCACACAUGGACGCACAUCCCGACACUGCAUUAAGGUGCGAUAUCUGCUGCCUAUCUUUCCGAACCCACCGCGGCAUGUUGCGUCACAACGCCGGGGUUCACAAGCUCCUCCCCCAGGACCCCAGCGGACGCCCCUUCAUCCAGAACAACCCCUCCAUCCCGACCGGCUUCAACGACCUCGCCUUCAUCGACUUCUCCUGCAAGAAGUUCGCACACAUCGCACAGGUCUGGUGUGAGACAAACCUCCGCCGCUGCAUCAGUAAGUUCCAUCGGUUCGUCUGCGAUUGCUGCGACAAAGCGUUCCCCCUCCACUCUGCGUUGGAGCUCCACAAAACCACGUCCCACUCUGAAAAAGCCAACGACGCUGACACACAGGAGGCCGAGGCCGAGGAGGAAGAGGAAGAGGAGGACGAAGACGAGGACGUAGCUGACAAAACGAUUGGUCCAGAGAACGAGGAGGAAGAGGUCCUGCAUGCAGAGCAGUCCGGCUUCUUGGAAGGGCUCGGUCUGCAGCACAUCUCUACGGUGAAGUCUGGUCCCACAGACGAUGAGAUUCAUCAGGCUCACCUGGACAGCAUCAAGGUGAUCCACGUGGAGCCUCCCUCCUUUAGCCUCCCCCAGGAGCCCGCCUCCGCCUACCUCUCUGGAGGACUGGGGCUGACUCUGGGACUCGGUGUCGGGGGUCUGGCUGCCCUCAGCAUCCCGCUCCUGGAGGCGUCUGGCUCCGCCUCCACCCUGCAGGGCCUCACCCAGCGCGACGCCCUCAGCCUCCUCUCCCUUCAGCCGUUCCCCACAGGCCUCCUUCUGCAGCCCGAAGGGGGCGCUGCCACCGGGAGCGCAGUCUCAUCGGGCGCUAAACCCGGGGAGGCGGGGGGAGCCGGGAUCAUGGAGCUGGCCGACAUCCAGCAGAUCCUUAAAGUGGCAAGUGCAGCGCCCAAUCAGAUGGGACUGACCCUCCCGCCUCUCGCCAAAGCUCCGGGAUUUGCUGGAAGUCAAGGUCUGGUUCAGGGUCAGAAGGCGAUGCCUCCAUUGAAACCAAAACCUCCCAUCACCCCUCGCUCCAGCCUCACCGCCACCACCCCUCCCCCCCUUCAGAGCUCCCAGCAGGCCUCUCUUGGCUGCAUCAGCCCGAGCCUGCCUCCCCCCACCCCCACUCUCUUCAAAACUCCCUCCUCCUCAGCCGGUAACGGAGGGCAGCUGGACGCAGAGUGUAUGGGUGACGCUCACACGCCUCUGUCAGACUCGCCGCCGGCUGUGACCACAGCGGUGCAUGAGGAGGCGGGGCUAAGUGGGAGGAAACCGGGAACCAAAGCUGGAAACAACGCCGGCUCGCCGAAAGGUUCGUUCCCAUGCAGAUUCUGCGACCAGGUGUUCUCCUUCUCCGGCGUCCUGCAGGCUCACAUGCGCUUCCAUCUCGGCAUCCUUCCUCAUCAGUGCAACAUCUGCGACUACGUGGCGCCGGACAAAGCCACGCUGAUCCGACACCUGCGGACACACAGCGGCGAGAGACCGUACGUCUGCCGGGUCUGCCAUUACCCGUUCACUGUCAAGGCUAACUGUGAGCGCCACCUCAGGAAGAAGCAUGCCAAGACCUCGAGGAAGGACAUCGAGAAAAACAUCAAGUAUGUCACUUCCACCACCACGGCCAACAUCGCUGCAGCCAUAACCGCGGUAACAACCACCACCACCACCACCACCACGGAUACGGAGACUGGCUGCACCGGAGCAGAGACCACCUGCAGGUUCUGCGGCGAGGACCUGAAGAGCUACCGGGCGCUGCAGAUCCACCUGCGAACGCACAACGGCUGUCAGAGGAAGCCGUUUGAGUGCCGGCGCUGUGGUGCCGCCUUCCUCGCCAAACGGAACUGCAUCCACCACCUGCUGAAGCAGCACCCCGAGGUGCAGGAGAGAGAGAUCGAGGAUCACAUCGCCACACUCCUGCCUGCCACUCAGUCCGCCUCCACCGUUGGCCCGGUCCCAGCGGCCGCGGUGACCAAGAUGUCGCUGAACGGGAUAAGUCCGCCCGCAGUUCAGGCGCUGCAGGCGGUGAAGGUGGAGGACGUGGUUUAUCCUGCUGAACUGGACCAGCCGCUCGACUUCUCUGCCAAAGGUCGCAGCAGCCAAGCGGGGUCUCCUGGAGUCAAACUGGAGAGCGUCUCCCCAACCUUCGACUGCUCCGCCCUCGACCAGCCCAUCGAUCUGUCCAUCCCCAGCAAGAGGCAGCGGAGAGAGGCGGCAGGCGUAGAGAGGAGGGAGAUAAAGAUGGAGCAGAGCGGCAACAGCAUCGAGCAGCCGACUCUUUCAAAGGAGGAGAAAACAGGAAUCGCUCUGCCUCCUCUUCACCCUCACCCCCAGCUUGGCUGCUACCAGCUCCCCCCUGGAUCCACCCCUCCCCCGGUCUCCCUCCCCAACAUCAGCAACUCCACCCGAGCUCAGCGCCUCAAACCGUUGCUCCCCAAACCAAGCUCCUCCACCGCCACCUCCUCUCCCUCCUCCUCCUCCUCCUCCACCACCACCACCCACAAGGAGCUGCCCCCUCUGGCUUCAAUCGCUCAGAUCAUCCACUCCGUCUCUGGAGUUCCGGACCUGCUGAAGAGAGAGGCCGCCACCGUGGAUGGGAAGCCACAGGGUGGAGUCUCUUCUCAGGGUGAAUCUGCUGCAGCUGCACCCGGAGCCUCCGCUGCUCCUGAGACACAAAGUGAAGACACAACAGAAGGAUCCAGCAGAAAGCGAAGCAGGAAGAAGCUGGCCGCCCUGUCCGUGAAGGAGAAAGCUGCUGUGAGUAGCGGCGGCAUAGACCUGGAGUCCAGCGGGGAGUUCGCCAGCGUGGAGAAAAUGCUCGCCACCACGGACGCCAACAAGUUCAGCACGUACCUGCAGACUGGAGCUGCCGACCUCGGAGCAAAGAGAGACGUGGACAAAUCAGGAGGAGCAGAGGAGAAGGAGGAGGGGAAGCCUGUGGCUGUGGUGGGGCCGCAGUCGAAAGGGAAGAAGAACGCCUACUCCAACUCUGUGCAGAAGAUGACAUGUCCCUUCUGCCCCCGAGUGUUCCCCUGGGCCAGCUCGCUGCAGAGACACAUGCUGACACACACAGGCCAAAAACCUUUCCCCUGUCCGAAGUGCGAUGCCUUCUUCUCCACCAAAUCAAACUGUGAGCGCCAUCUGCUGAGAAAACACGGCGUCACGCACCGAACGCUGCGACGCAACGGCUCACUCGGCAAGAAGGACGGAGAGGACGGUUCGCAGGACAGCGCAGAGAGUCAGUCAGAGAACGAGCAGCUCACACCAGACGCACAAAACCACGGCAACACCACCCCCUCUUCAGAAUUAAGCCCCGCCCCCACAACUGAGAGUCCCUCUUCAUCUGAGCAAGAAAGGGAGGGACCCACAACGCCUAGCCCCAGCCACAAAUCAAGUCAAGGUGGCAGUCCAGCUUCCAUUGUUGCAGAGCAGCAGGAACCUAACACCACAGAUCAGACAGACCAGCAGGGGGCGCCAGAGGCCAGAGCAGGAAAACAGCCUCAACAGAGCAACAGCACCAAGGUGGAGAGUACAGAUGAUGACGACUGCCACAGCAACAAAAGUUUGGACCUGAACUUUGGCAAAAAGCUCAUCGACUUCAAGCUCUCAACAUCGCCAGACGCAGCUCAGGAAGAACAACCCCCCCAGCCUGCAUCCUCUUCCUCUUCCUCCUCAUCCUCCUCUACCUCUGCUCCUCCAGCAGCAUCAGACAACCAAGAGAAGGAGAAAAGCUCUGCAGCUUCCUCCUCCUCCUCCUCCUCCUCCUCCAGCAGCCCCUCUGUGAGGCAUCAGCCGGAGUACAAACACGUAUGCCGAGUCUGCAAGAAGAGCUUCCGAUACGCCACCACCCUCGCCCGCCACGAGAGGGCGCACCUCUCUGAGGAGACGCCCACUCCUGCACCAGUAGAAGUGACCUCGCAGGAGACAGAAGAGGAGACGGAGAGCAUUGUUGCAAAACCAACAGAAGACAAAGAGGAGGAGAAAGAGGAGGAGCAGAAGGAGACGGAGAUGGAGGAGGAGGAAGGAGGAGUGAUGAGGGGAGGAAAGAGUGAGGGAGGAGAGAGCGGGGAGUCCGAGGAGGAGAAGGAGGAGAGGAGCGAAGAAGAGGCGUCGGAACCAAAGAGUUUAGAGGGAGGCAGAGUUGACAAGAGGAAGAAGAUUUGUAAAGUCUGCGACAAAAGAUUCUGGUCUCUGCAGGACCUGACCCGACACACUCGCUCACACACAGGUGAGCGGCCGUACCAGUGUCAAACCUGCGAGAGGACUUUCACCUUGAAGCACAGCCUCGUUCGCCACCAAAGGAUCCACCUGAAGCCCCGCGGAGCCGAUGGAGCCUCUGUCGGGAACGACGACGCCAGUGAGGAUGGAGACUCCUGCGGCCCGACGCCAACCUCCACCUGCCCGCCCUCGGAGAACGAGAGCGAGUGUGGGAGCGGCCCCAUAGGGGCCAAGGAGUUGGAUGAGGAGGAGGAGCAUGUAAAAGAGGAGGUUGAGGAGGGGGGGGAAUCAGCGGUGGUGGAGGAAGAAAAUUCUGUGAAAAAAGUAGAGUCUGCUGCCGAUCCAGAGCCGCCAACAACCAAUACUUCUCUUGAGGAAAAAUCUAAACUUCCCGAAGAAUUGCCGACGCAAAAACCCUCGGAAGACUCGACUCCCAAACAACAAGCUACUGACACAAAGACAAGUGACGAAUCCUCAGCCAGCGACCUAAAAUCAACGCCUGAAUCAAACACCUCCAAAGACCCCUCACCCUCUUCCUCCAUGUCUCCUGAGGAGUCGGCCCCUGCAGACGGAUUAAUCCAGGGGCUGCUGGAGAUCCACGCCAAGCCCGCGCUGGAGCACAUCCUGCCCAACGGAGAGCCUCCUCUGGUGGGGGCAGACUGAGGGGAAACUCCCCCGGCUUUCACCCCAGUGCCAUACGACGGAAAAGACUCUACAACAUUUAUAAUGAUGAAGAUGAUGCAAAAACCAGCCCAGAAACUUUUUUGAUAGAAAGAAAGAGGAAACCCUCGUUUUCUUGAAGUGCCUUACUACUAGUCCUACUUCUAAGAGAUGUUUUUUGCUAAAUCUUUAUCUGCAUUAUUACGGAGGAUGGAUCUAAUUUUUAUAGCUUUUUAUGAUGACAAUGAUUUGCAUUGAUAUUUUUUGUGCGGGGAAUCUAAAUUUCAGCAAUAAAAGAAUAAAGUUAUGAUUUAUUAUUGUCUAGAUUCUGUUUGAGAAUUAAUGAUCAACUUAAGAGAUGCAGAAGACAGACAAAGACUGAGACAUACUGUCUGAAUUUGUGUUUAUUCUGUAUUUAAAUCGCAGCUGAGACUGAACAUGAUAUGAACCAGUUGGAUUUGAGAACGAAAUAAGCCAGGGUGAGGAACUUUACAUUUUUUUUUUCCAAUGCUCACAUCGGCUAUUUCAUUUUUUUGUUUUCAUAAAUUCAAAUUGGGAGUUGGAGGCUGCCAAUGUGGCUCGUCGGCCCGAUUUCACCAGCAAAAGAUGACUUCCACUGAUGGCUAACUGUCGCAUAAAUCUGUGUGACAAAGGAAGCUUUUUGUAACUGGAAAAUAAAACACCGAAUGACUUCGUCCUUAUGGCUUGCUUCCGCAAUAAUCCUCGUCUAUCAGCUGGCUCAGAAAACACACAAAAACAUUCACAAACUUGUCAAAGUCGCAGCAGAGCUCUGUCUGAAAAAGAACUCUGUAAAGGGCAGAUAAAGUGUUGAUCAGUUUGUGCUCUCCAUGUUUUUUUAAACCCAUCACACUAUUGAUCCCUUUAUCCCUCAAAGCCUCCCUGUGAGUUUGUGUGUUAAUAAUUUGUCAUUCAUAAUCAUUCUCAGUUGAUUCCAUGUGUGUACAGAGAGUUGAACAUGUGGCACGUGAUGUUAGAGUAUUUUCCUUUUUUUUUUGCGUGUGUGCGGAUUAUCAGUGAACUAUAGGUGUAGGGAGGGGAAUUCUUGUGUUUUUGUGGAUUUUUUUUUAUAACUGAACAAAUCAAAAUGUCUGGCUUUGUGUGCGAUUGUAUGUGAAAUCCACCUGUCUCUCAUCGUCGUCCCCUAGUGUUUAUUUAGGGUUUAUUACAGGGCCUCUAGUAUGCUAACAUAUUUCACCUCUAACACUUGAUCCAGGUUCAGUUUACCUCAACUUCCGCUUUAACUGCAACCACUUAUACGUUAUAUGAGCAGCUCUAUAGGCUACCCUUUAAAUCCUAUGUCUUCCUAAACGUGGCAAGCAAGGCUAAUUCUUUGCUACCCUUGUUUCCACUGUGGACAAAGUCAGAGCUAACAGGACUAACUCACCAGCGAGACUUUAAACACAGCUACCCAAGCUUACCAUAUCAGAGCAGAUGCUAGCUUAGCUUGCACAAAAAAGUUAAUUACAUUUAAACAGAAAAGUCAUCAAUAGCCUUAUUUGCAUAACGAGCCUUCACAGAACACAGAACAACCAGCACUUACUGUACAAGCUUUAUCUUAACAACGUCCCAUAAAAGGGCUACCACUAGCUAGCUGUACUUGAUUUUAGCCUGUGUUAGCUGAAUAGAUAUCAAACAUGGGCUUGCAAAGAAGCUAACAAGUCCUAGCUGACCCAGCCAGAGAGGUUAGCCUUAGCUUUACAGAGUAGGCCUUAUUCAGCCAUUACUCGUCUUAAACACUCAAUUAGAGCAACCUAUAACCAGACCACACGAGUCUGCCAAGUUAACGAUAGAUUAGCACAAACUAGUUAGUUUUACUCAGUUAGCUACAGCGUUAACAAAAACCUGAGCUUGGCAGAGUGGGUCCUUUUAUACCAUACAGCAGCUAAGUAACGCAAACUUACCAGACCUGACAAGGAGGCUAAUAAUGGAGUAGCUUGUUUUACUAGUUUAAGUUAGUUAGCUCUAGCUAGGUAUAACCGUUAGCCUGAGCUUUGCUUAAUGUGCUGCAUGGUGAAACACAUGCUAGCUAGGGCUAACUAGUUGAGUAAAUCCAACACGUCUCUAAGCUUUUAAAAAAGCGUACUUGGCUAAUGGCACGUGUAGCUUAUCUCCUUCAGUAUUAUUUCGGUAUCUUGAGUUGGUCCUGGACAGCUUUAGUACGUUUUUUUGGCUCGUGUCUCUAACAUGAACGUGAAGACAUUUUUUAACAGCUGAACUUAAAAUUCUGUGUUGAUUUAUCUUCAUGGAGGUUAAUAGAUACUCAAAGACCCGUGGUCAUAAAUUUGGCGGUUGAGACAAUCAUUUGUAGUUAUCAAUUAAAAACAAAUUGAAACUGAUACUAAACCCUUCAUUUGUAUCUUUGUGGUUUCCAGAAAGAGCUUAACAACAGGUUGAAAAGAGUGAAUGAACUGAUGAAUGAAUGGAAGAACAGAUGGAUGGAUGGAUGAGGGGGUUGAGAGUGAAUGGUAUUACCCUACUGCACAAACAGACACAAGUAAAAGGGCUAAUUCCACCCCCUCGUACCAACCAAACCGGACAUUUCCACAACAGUAAAGGGUGGCUAAGUGCGUAUGAGUAUUUUCUUUUUGUGUGAAGUUGAAAAUAGCUCUCUUUUCUUCUUGUAUGUUUUUCGUCUCUUUGUUUUUUUUUUUUUUAUAUAUCAAGCAACCUCAAAACGAAUCGAACCUCAGCGGCUCAUAACAGAACUGUAAGGCAACGACAGUCAGUCAUCUGGCCUGUCAAAAAGCGAGUGAUAUUGAACAACUGGACUGACUGUGUGACUGACUGGACGCUGCUGUGAACUGGCACUAACAAUUUCCAAAACUACUACUACUAGUACUACUACAGUGGAAUAUCGCAACACAAUCAGGAGAGAAAGAGAGAGAGAGUUUUUCAUUCCCAGGGUAUUCAAAACCUAAACCUCCCUUCAUUUCUUAUAUUUCUUAAAAAGUUUGCUGUCCAAUAUUUGUCUUUGGUGAAUACUGUGUUCUUCACCAAGUCAAACAUAAUGGAAAAAGCAAUGGUGUGGCAGAAUAUUUAAUUCUUAGAUCCUUUAUUUGAAGAUUAGAAACAAAAGAAAUGAAAAGGCUUAAACUAGUUUUGGGUUGCUCUUGCUUUUUGGCUAAUGUAACAAUAAUUUUGUACAUAUUUUCAUAACAUCUUCGGCCCAUUGAUCAGUGUUUUGUUUGAAUGUAUUUGAGGGAAUCGAUUAAUAAAAACCAGUGUUUUCAAAUCAAAUCAUUUUUGAUUGAUUGAUCUGAAAUUGGAAUUUGAACAACAUGAAUGUAAAUUUAGUUGGGAUUUAAGAUUUACCGUUUUUUAUUAUGCCACAUUUAUGAAGGAACUCUCUCUUUCUUUUUCUCCACUGUUUCAUGUUUUGUUGGCUCUAUCUGUACAUCCCUAUCCCUCGGGAAUGUGUGUUAAUGUUCUCUAAGUGUGUGUGUAUUUGUGUGUGUGUGUGUGUGUGUGUGUGUGUUUGCACGGCCAUAUGAAUACUGGACUUCCAUUGGAAUGCACAUGGACUGUUUUUAAAUGUAUUUAAAACCUGGAGCCCAGGUGCGUGUUUGUGUGUUCGGGUGCAAGUUAGUUUCUACAAUGACUUGAGAAGAAGCCAUGUAUUAAGAAUAUCACAAUUAUGCUGCAGAACUGUUUUGAGGAACUGAUGGUUUGUGUUAUGGACUAACCGGCUUGCUGUAGGCCGGGAUGUGAAACGUACUAGCAAUAAGAAUCCCUCUGAAUCCAAAAAGCUUUAUGUAGAUCUCCUGUAUAUGAGUUGAGAACACUUUGUGUGGGUGUCUUGGGUCUGUUGUUUAUUUUUAGUUUGGCUGACAUGAUUUUUGUUGUGUUUAUUUUUUCUUUAUGACAUUUAAAUGUGUAUAAAACUGUGAAAAUCCAUUGUGUUCAGUUAAAGGGUGAGUUUUAGGUUAGUUUUUUUUGCAUGUUAAUCUAAUUUGUUCAAUUAUGGAUGAUUUCUCCUUUUUCAUCUCCUCUCGCUCUACACAUACAUAUAAAUAUAUAUAAAUAUAAAAUUAUAUAUAAUCUCGCUCUCAGGGUCUUUCACAAAUCCAUUAUCCGAAAUGCUUCAUGUUCUUAUUUCCUGAGUUGCAACUUGUCUUUCCAACUCCUGAUCAUUUUGUCUUUUUUUUAAUAAUGAUUCAGAACUGUCAAUCACUACAUUUAGCACUUGACUGUGAACUCGUCAUCACCUAACAGAUAAAAGAUGUCGUUUGAUUUUUGGCGUUUCAAAACCAGAACAUUUUGACAUUUUUGUGUCAUUUUCCCCCUCUCACUCAGACUUUUCUGUCAGACCUUAAAAGCCUUUUUUUCUGUGUCCUGUUUUGGGUUAACUCUCUGUCCCGGUCAGAGUUUAAAGGGAACAUCAGAGAGGACGAACACAAACAUACACAGAUGCUGGACUUCAAUCAGAAAGCAUUUACACAUGAUCCCGUGGAAAACUUGUAUUUUCUGUGGUUGUGUUUUCAUCCUUCUAUCCCUCCCUCGUCUGUCCUCUCUCCUCCUGCUGUUAGUAAGACAUGAGAGUGUUUCACAAAGUCAAGAGAUGUAAACAUGUUCUGUAUUCAACCCAAUAAGAAACCGCAAUAAAGAUUAUAUUAAGGAAAGGUGUGUGAAUCUAA
Molecule: messenger RNA, 11163 nt
Organism: Labrus mixtus (cuckoo wrasse)
Lineage: Eukaryota; Metazoa; Chordata; Actinopteri; Labriformes; Labridae
Gene: rreb1a
Product: ras responsive element binding protein 1a
Exons: 20
Coding region: 689-6511 (1940 amino acids)
Biological process (GO): regulation of transcription by RNA polymerase II
Cellular component (GO): nucleus
Molecular function (GO): RNA polymerase II cis-regulatory region sequence-specific DNA binding; DNA-binding transcription activator activity, RNA polymerase II-specific
Source: RefSeq, a predicted model, not a curated record